Messenger RNA from Oncorhynchus kisutch (coho salmon), 2488 nucleotides. RefSeq names its product UPF0461 protein C5orf24 homolog. The coding region runs from base 270 to 971 and encodes 233 amino acids. The record is from RefSeq and is a predicted model, not a curated record. The transcript is spliced from 2 exons. NCBI's taxonomy places the organism in Eukaryota, Metazoa, Chordata, Actinopteri, Salmoniformes, Salmonidae.
CUGGCGCGCCUGCGCUUUGAGCCCCUCCUAUUUUAUAAAAGAAAGAAACCAGAGGAAAAUGGCUGCCUUUCUCACUUAAAACCUCUGUCCUUAGAAGAAGAAAUAAAUAUCAAAUACCCGGCGCAUAAUGUCAUCCAGGGUCAAGUUAAUAUCCAUGGAAUAUAAAGGCGUAGAAUACAUGCGUUUUUAGGAUGUUAUGGAGGUCAAGAAUGGAAAAUCGGUUUCAUAUUUAACCCUUUGCAUGCUAUGAUCCGCCUACAAAUGAGAAAAUGAUGCACCAAGUCACUGGCAGCAGCAAUGACUAUUGCAUGAGUGGCCUUGCAGAGGAAUGUCAACACCCAACCAGCCACUUUGACUUAUGUAGCUCGCAAUCCAACAAAUUCUACCCUUCACCUCCACCCCCUACUCUACAGCUGCCCCACCCAAACCUACACAAGCCCAUGCCCUGUCAAAUGCAACAAGAGACCCAGAAUGAGUUCCACCCUCAGACAGUGAGGAUCCGAGGGCCCAGUGAGGCUCCAACUGGGACAGAGAGCUCCAAGAAAAAGAAAGGAGGCGUCGUCAAGUCCGGCCGUAGAGGGAGACCCUCGGGGACCACGAAGUCAGCCGGUUACCGGACAAGCACUGGGCGUCCGUUGGGGACCACAAAAGCUGCUGGGUUCAAGACCAGUCCCGGCAGGCCUCUGGGUACGACCAAAGCGGCAGGCUACAAGGUUAGCCCUGGCAGGCCUCCUGGUAGCAUCAAAACUCUGGCUCGGCUCAAGAAACUGGAGUACGGGAGCUGUGAUGGUACCAAGAAACUAGGCUUCAGUAACUGCGUCGGCGGAGCCAAGAAACUGGACUAUGCCAGCUGUGAUGGUACCAAGAAAUUGGACUAUGCCAGCUUCGAAGUGGCACCUUUCCCUUACAACCUGAUGCAGAAACGAGGCUUGCGUGAGCCUACUGGCAAAGUGGAGGAACCUAACGAGUAGUUAUGCCUGCGUCUCGUAUCUAUUGCCUGGAAAUCAUAUUUGAGUGCUUGUGUUGACGAGCAGGGACUCAUGUAGCCAAAAUAUUGGUUUACUUUUGGAUAUGUCUGGCACUGGUUACUAACGAAUGGCUCCUCCUCUCUUCAUUGCACUCUGCUGAUAUUGUCACCAUGUAAUCUGUCCCUAUCCAAAGACUGAAAUCGCUCUCUUUUUUUCAAUAAGUUUAUCUUAUUUUACAGAAAUUGCAUGAUAAAGCAUAUGAAAAAUACAAUCAAUAUACUUUAGCUAAACAGGAAUGAGAAAUAGCCUACUAUUCGUCAUAAUCUAGUCAAAUGCUCGCUGUCUGGAGAAGGGUUGAUGUUUUGUUUAAAUGUUUAAAUAUCUGACUUUCAUUCAUCUGUUUAUUUUAUGCUCUUGAUAUAAUGUGCUUUUAUCAUUAGUAGUUUGCUUGUCCUCCUGAUGUUUUCCACAUUGAAAAUGCAUCUGAGUAGAAAACAACACAAAACACACUAGCAAAACAUGAAUCUUAGUAGGAAACAACACAAAACACACUAGCAAAACAUGAAUCUUAGUAGGAAACAACACAAAACACACUAGCAAAACAUGAAUCUUAAGCACCUCCCAGAGUGCGUGUGGCAGUGUUUGUGUCUUUUUGUGUUGUAUGGUAUAACAUAUUUUUUAUUUGUAUUUAUACAUAGCAUAUUUAUACACAGGAUUUCAUGCAAUAUAACAUUGUUAUAACAUGUUUUUUGAAAUUGUGCUUGAACUUUUGGGCCUCCCGAGUGGCACAGCGGUCUAAGGCACUCCACCGCAGUGCUAGAGGCGUCACUUCAGACCCGAGUUCGAUCCCGGGCUGUAUCACAACCGGCCGUGAUUGGGAGUCCCAUAGGGUGGUGCACAAUUGGCCCAGCGUCGUCCAAGUUAGUGGAGAUUUUGGCCCGGGGUAGGCCGUCAUUGUAAAUAAGAAUUUGUUCUUAAUGGACUUGCCUGGGUAAAUAAAGAUAAUAAAAUAAACUGACACGAACACAGUGCAUCUGAAACCCUCUCAUAAUACUUAUUUGACGACAAAGGAAUUGUUAUUUCUAACUCUUUGUGAAUAUUAAUGGUUUUGUCUUCUCAAUGUACUGUAUUAUUCUUUGUUCUCACAAGUUAACUAUCAAUUGAUUAAAGCAAACCCAGAAUGGUGUUGAGUAGGAACUAUCAUUUUAACCAACAGAGAAAAUGCUUUAUGGUGGGUUAUGUGUAAUGAUAAGAUAGUCUUCUGUAUGUAUGACCAAAAAUUAAAGUGAAAUGGUCAUUCUUAAAUGAUAUUGUGUUGACUGUCACUAAUAUUUUAAUAGUGUAGUGUAUAAACAACAGUGUAGAUCAUUUCCUGUUGUAAAGUGCAGACAAAAAUCUGUAUCUUAUCAUAUCAUGGGGUCCAGGUCCCCCUAUGAGCCAGUGGACUCCACCUUUAUAAAACACUGAUUGCAUGUCCAACCACUCUAAAAUAAAUAUAAGAAAUACUGUUUUAAUCCUGA